UUGUGGCGGCAAAAGAACGCUACAAAACAGAUGAUAAAUCAUCGACUACAGUCACAAAAUGAACAGUGUUUGCGCUUCAUAAUGUUGCAUUAGUGCUAAAUCAUUCCUGUCUUUAUCGUAAAGUGAAAUAGAAAGAGAAAUAUGUCCAGCGACCAAAACCACAUGAAGGCACCAAAUGUCACAAUUACGAUUUCCAAACUUGCAUCAUGUGAUACCUCUGAGUUUCCAGACUGAGUAAUAGAGAGCCACAGAGAUCCAUUGUGUGACAUCAAUAGAACAAGUGUUUGCACCCUUAAAACUAAAAAAAACCCCACCAAGUCCAGAAGAUUCUCGCUUUGAGGGAAAUGAGAAAGAGACAACAUGCACAGGAGCGACAAUAGAGGAAGUUGGGAGUUUCAACCUGAGGACACCUUAAUAGAGAAGACUGGUAAGUUUCCAUCUAGUUUGGCCCAAGCAAACCUCAACGGACAGAAAAAGGCAGGUUCCGCUGUGGAUGUCCCAAGUCUGGCUUAUAGGAAUGAAGAUAUAAUGUCAGAGAGUUGGAGGCAACACAGGAAGCAUGUGUUUGUGCUGAGCGAGGCGGGGAAGCCCAUCUACUCACGCUAUGGCAAUGAGGAGGCCCUCGCCUCCACCAUGGGUGUCAUGAUGGCAUUGGUCUCCUUCGUCCAGGCUGGAGGCAACAUGAUUCGGUCUAUUUUUUCAGAUGAGCACACGGUGGUCUUUUUGCAGAAGGGUCCGCUGGUGUUUGUAUCAGUUUCUGCCACUCGCCAGUCUGAACAGCAGCUGCGCAGCGAGCUCCUCCAUGUCUAUCAUCAGAUAGUCAGCAUGCUCACGCAGGCCAGCAUAAACCGCAUUUUUGAGCGCCGCAAGAACUUUGACCUGCGGCGUCUGCUGUUUGGCUCGGAGAAGGUUCUGGACGGCCUCCUCGAUGUCAUGGAUUCUGAUCCCAGCUUCAUGCUGUCGGCCGUCCAAUGCCUGCCUCUGCCAUCCUCUUCCAGAGACACCCUCAGUCACAUCCUACAGAAAGCCGUCACCCCGAAUCUGGUCUUCUCUUUUCUCAUUGCCAAUAACCGACUUGUCUCUGUCGUUCAGGAGAAGACGGUCCUGGAGGACGCUAGACUAAAACCCAGUGACCUUCAUCUCCUCUUCAACCUGAUCAGGGCCUCCUCUGCUUUUCAGGCUGGAGAGAUAUGGACGCCCAUCUGCCUGCCUCUGUUCAAUCACGACUGCUACUUUUAUGCUUAUGUGGCAUAUCUAGAUCCUCCAGAAUGUACUGUAUGCCUUGUUCUUCUUUCUACAGAUAAAGAAGCGUUUUAUGCCCUGGCAGAGUGCAAAAGGAAAAUUGAGGAAGCUUUCGCAUCCCAGAAUGCCUUGCAGUGGGUGACAAACACUCCGUUAUACUACGUUGGCGAUAUCGGUGUAGCUAAUCUUAAACACUUCCUUUACAAGCCCUCAAAAGUGCUAGACCACCAUCGCCAGCUGCCACAGUUCACAUGCCCAGAGAUGGAGGUGGCAUAUAGAAGCCAGGAAGAGAGGAUACACCUGCUGGAUCUGUAUCGCAACAUGCACAAUCGUAUCCACAGUACGUCACGACCACUUAAACUCAUCUACCAUUCUGCAGGCAAAGAAACUCUGCUGGCGUGGGUCACUAGCAAGUUUGAGAUGUUCGCCUGCUUUACUCCGCUCAUCACUAAGAAAUCAGCUAUCAGUGAACUCACUAAACUGCUGCGAUGGAUCAAAAAGGAAGAGGAGCGUCUCUUUAUCUGUCAGCUCCCAAAAUACUCCAGUGCCCCGCAGCCCGGCCGGAGCUCCACAGACAGGGGGAGAUCAGACAGACCGGAUACAUCAGACACUGGACUUCUGUCUCUCUUGUAGCCUUGGGUAACAUACCGGCCAACGCACAAGUUGCUGUUUUACUUCCAUGUUUUAUGGUAUUCAGUGGGUUAUGAAAUGGGAAAUGUGGCUGCAUUGAAUAUAUGUGGUUUGUUUGUGGGUUCACAGGUGGCGUGUUAACUUAAUGCAGUUAAAGUUCUCCAAUCUAUGUUAAUUUUUCUGUUCAACUUUUCAUGCAUUGUUCUGCUGAUAGCGUAAUUUGUAAUGUCAGGCUUUUGUUUUAAAUUAGUACAAAAUAAAAUAAUCACGCACACUAGUUUGGCAGCAGUAAGAUUUGAUGUUCUUGAAAGAAGUUUCUUAUGCUCACCAAGGCUGCAUUUAUUUGAUUAGAAAUACAGUAAAAACAGUAAUAUUGUGAAAUAAUAUUACAAUUUAAAAUAACUCUUUUCUAUGUUAAUAUAUUUUAAUAUAUAAUUUAGUUCUGUGAUAUCAAAGCUGAAUUUUCAGCAUCAUUACUCCAGUCUUCAGUGUCACAUGAUCCUUCAGAAAUCAUCCUAAUAUGCUGAUUUGCAGCUCGAGAAACAUUUAUUAUUAUCAACAUUGAAAAAAUGUGUGCUGCUUAAAUAUUCUUGUGUGUGGAAAGCAUUUAUUUGAAAUAGAAAUAUAAUACAAAGUUAUUAUUAUUACUUUUUAUGUGUUGCUUGUUUUGCUAAGAUAUUUAACAACUACUUAAAAAAAAUUAUGACAUUCACAAACAGCAUGAAUUUUCAUGCCAUUUUAAAUCAAAUUACAGAAUUAUUGACUGGUAAAAAUGGCUAACUCAUGUGACACUCAGAUGUUUCCAGAGUUACUGAUGUUUGUUCUGCAGAUACAGUAAAG
Molecule: messenger RNA, 2712 nt
Organism: Onychostoma macrolepis
Lineage: Eukaryota; Metazoa; Chordata; Actinopteri; Cypriniformes; Cyprinidae
Gene: mon1ba
Product: MON1 secretory trafficking family member Ba
Exons: 5
Coding region: 361-1875 (504 amino acids)
Biological process (GO): vesicle-mediated transport; protein targeting to vacuole
Source: RefSeq, a predicted model, not a curated record